CUCCCCUGAUGCCUUUGGGAGGCAGGUGGCUCUGGCAACCGCCCUGGACCUGCGGACUUUCCUCCGGAUGACUCCGCGGCAGGAUGGGAAAAUCUCCCUGCAGCUGCCGAAUCUGGGGAGCCAACUAAGCUGGGAAGCCGCAGAGCUCCGGCCGCUGCUAGCCGCCUUCUCAGUUGAACUGCCUGAAGCGCAGCCCCCCAGUGCUGAACAAGUGGAGAAGCUGAAAGAGUUUGCGGGGGGCGAUUAUGGACAUGAAGCAGUCCAGAGUGUAGCUGCUGCAGCCUUUCUUUAUUUGUACUUAUCUGUGGCAUCUAAAUACGGGGUUCUGCCAACUGUUGACAUCUUAGUCUGGUCUGAGCUGCCCACCGGCGCUGGGUUAGGCUCCAGCGCAGCGUACUCGGUCUGCCUGGCAGGGGCAUUGCUUUUUGGAUGCGGGGCCGUCAGCUAUCCUCUGCAGGAGGGCCAAGAAACAGCUAGAUGGACCAAGGAGGAGCUGGACGUGAUCAACAGGUUGGCCUUCCGAGGAGAGCAAGUGAUCCAUGGGAAUCCUUCUGGAGUGGACAACGCUGUGAGCACCUGGGGUGGAGCCUUGCGGUAUAUUUCAGGACAAAUCUCUGUGUUAAAAAGUGUGCCCACUUUACGGAUUUUGCUGACCAACACUAAAGUUCCACGCAGCACCAAGAUCCUGGUUGCGGGGGUUAAAGCCAAGCUCCUGGAGUUUCCCACUAUCAUGGAGCCAAUGCUUGCUACCAUAGAUGCAAUUUCUCGGGAAUGCGAAGGUAUUCUUGAGGCAAUGACCAAAGAUCCAUCUCAGGAACACUACUCCAGGCUGGAGGACUUGGUAGACAUCAACCAGCACCUCCUCAAUGGCAUCGGGGUCGGCCACGCCCUGCUGGACCGCGUCUGCCAGGUCACUUCCUCCCAUGGACUGCAUAGCAAACUGACCGGGGCUGGGGGAGGCGGCUGCGCCAUCACUUUGCUUCGACCAGGCACCGCUCCUUCGGCGGUGGAAGACGCCAUCCGAGACCUGACCCGCUGCGGGUUUGAGUGCUGGGAGACGGUCAUCGGGGCGCCUGGCAUAAGCGCCCACGCCUUGCCGUGCCUGAAAGCGGAAGUGCAGAAGGCUUUGAAGGGCAGUUAAUGGUGGCCGUGAAGAGCGACUCUUCCUCCACCUGGGACCUGCCCUGACUCGGACUGGACAUCCAGGCAACGUCCAAGGCGGCCCAGCGGGACUUGAUCAGUCAAUUUGGGAAGGGUGCAGGUCUACUCAGUGGGAGUGGGGGCUGCUGAAGCACCAGGGGGCCGACCUGCUGUUGACUUGACUCUACUGCUAACGGGGGUCUUCGGGUACGCUAGUGUAAAUCCUUGCACCUUUUGCACACUGCCAGGUGACGGGUAGGCAGGAGGGGGAGUCGCUCCCUCCCAUGACAGCCCAUCUCCUUAGUGGCUUUCCCACAAUCCCAAACUCUUCUUAUCCCUCCCCCCUCCCCCCAAUUGACAAGGCCUGGCAAGUUUGCUCUGGGAAGAUGUGCUAUUAACUGUCUCUUUUCUGAUUCGUCUCUAAUUUUUAAGGCUUCCUGGGGAAGAUUCCAAGCAUAGCAUUACUGCCUUUCCUGGCCUGUGCUGAGGGGGGGGGGGGUUCCCCCAUUAAUGAGGUGCUGAAUGGCUUAAAGGGAAUGAAAAACAGGACUUCUGAAUGCCCUCGAAACCAGCAUGUAUGUUUCAGGGCCAUUGCUUUGUGUCCGUAAUUGUAUUUGGUCAGUUAGUCAACUCAAGCUUUUUGGUGUUAGAGGGGUUGCGAGGCCCCUGAAUAAAGGUUGGGGUCAAAGAUGG
Pantherophis guttatus is the source of this 1833-nucleotide messenger RNA. The record is from RefSeq and is a predicted model, not a curated record. Lineage: Eukaryota; Metazoa; Chordata; Lepidosauria; Squamata; Colubridae.